This is a messenger RNA of Magallana angulata, 1910 nucleotides long. Its product is annotated as kelch domain-containing protein 8B-like. Gene Ontology annotation, molecular function: protein binding. NCBI's taxonomy places the organism in Eukaryota, Metazoa, Mollusca, Bivalvia, Ostreida, Ostreidae. Bases 240 to 1277 code for a protein of 345 amino acids. The record is from RefSeq and is a predicted model, not a curated record. The transcript is spliced from 6 exons.
GUGCAAGCGCUGCACGAUAGAUGUCGCUGUUACCGGUGUAUAUUAGUAAAUAAACGAAGUUACUAAGAUCCUGAAUGGGUUUGAGCUUGACGUUGCAAUUGUCUGUCUAUGGUGUCAUCAAACAAGUGUCAAAACACAAAUUCUAAUGCUACAUCGGACAUAGGCUAGUCUAAAGUACGUAGUCCCAGUAGGUGUUGUUUUUUCUCUGGAACAUUCAGGAUUCAAAAUACAAAUAAAAGAUGACGAGUGGAACAUACUCAUGGGAGGUCAAGAGGAAAAUGAACAAUCCGCGUGUGUUCGCAACUCCUUUGGUGUACGGAGGCAACAUUUUCGUUAUCGGAGGUUGUGACCAAACUGGAGCACCACUAGAUACUUUUGAAUAUUAUGAAACUGCGAAAAGAAAGUGGCACAAUCUUCCAAGCAUGGAAACCAAGAGGGCAGCCCCUGCAGCUCAGGUUGUUGGAGACAAAAUAGUAGCUAUCGGAGGUGUGGGAGAAACCCAGGCGCCUGUAGAUGCUGUCGAAGUCUAUGAUAUUAAAGCCAAAAAAUGGUUCAAAAUGGAGUCUCUUACUGAACCAUUGCAAGGGGUUUCCUCUAUAUUACGUGAUAACCAGAUUUUAGUUAUGGGAGGAAUGUCUGAUGAUUCUAAUCCGAAGGAUCACUUCUGGAGUUAUGACGUAGAGAACAACAAAUGGAAAGCUCUUCCCUCCAUGCCUACACCAAGAUAUGCUUCCGCUGCCUUUGAAAUAGACAACAAAUUAUAUGUCAUAGGUGGACGACAAGGAAAGUUGCCUUGUCUAGCCUUUGAAGUGUUUGAUUUUGACACCAACAAAUGGACGCAACUACCAGAUAUACCCAGCAAGAGGGUUUUCCCAAAUUAUGUCCGGGCAGGAACGUGUAUAGUCAGUGUUGGGGGGCUCAAACAGCCAGCAUCCGAGGGGUUCUCUCAGGCUUGUGAGGUGUUCGACACUGCAGCACAGAAUCCACAAUGGAAAAUAGGAGUGAACAUGCCAACCAAACGAGGGGACUUUGCCAUAGGUGUUGUGGGCAAUAAAGUGAUCUGUGCAGGAGGUCUCGGGAGCCAGGGUAAGCCGCUACAGACGGUAGAAGCCUAUGACUGGGUUGGGGACACCUGGUCAGAGAUCAAAGCCUGCCCCACCACGCACUGCUCAUGCGCCUUCACCAUGCAUGAUGACAGACUGCUUGUGAUAGGAGGGUUGUCCAUGGCUGGACCUAGUUCCUCCAUGGAAGCCCUCAGUUUUAAGCCUGACAAGUGACCUGUUUGUUUGCUAGUGUGUUUCUACUACAAUUCAAUGUUUUUCAUUCUUUUUUUUUUUAUUAUCCAUCCUUAGUUGCAAUGCCAGCAUUAUUUAUUUUUUUUACAUGUAGAUGUGACAACCUUAAUAAACUCAUUUCAUGGAGAUCCAAAAACCUUGAUCCAAAUAUAUAUUAUCAUUUAUGAUGUAACUUAAUUGUUUGUAUGAAUUAUUUUUAAAACAAAGUCGCACCUGUACCUUGAAAUCUUUUGCAUGUUAACAAAUUGUCAUUGAAAUUACAUGUAUUACAAGAGGGUAUAAUAUUAAAUUGGCAAAACUGUAAUUCCAUAUGCAUGAGAUGACUUAUUAUUAAUCUGUUACAGUGUAUUAAAUUUUUUUUUUCAAAAUGGGUACUUUUUUAGUGUGAAAUUCUAGAAUAGGAUGUUUCCAUUGAAAGAGUAUUUAUACAUAUAUUGUGAUGAAUCCUACUUUCUUUUUUUUUAAAACAAAAACAACAUCAUAACUUUAGGAAAACAAAGAAGCCAUAUUGUAUAGAAAAAAGAAGAAUUUUCCCGUUUUCUGAAAUAGGCUGAAGAAUACCCAACAUUGAGUUCACCAAAUGAUGCCUGAUAUUCAACUUUAAUCUAUCAUUCA